Molecule: messenger RNA, 1448 nt
Organism: Papilio machaon (common yellow swallowtail)
Lineage: Eukaryota; Metazoa; Arthropoda; Insecta; Lepidoptera; Papilionidae
Gene: BckdhA
Product: 2-oxoisovalerate dehydrogenase subunit alpha, mitochondrial
Exons: 8
Coding region: 49-1344 (431 amino acids)
Biological process (GO): branched-chain amino acid catabolic process
Molecular function (GO): oxidoreductase activity, acting on the aldehyde or oxo group of donors, disulfide as acceptor
Source: RefSeq, a predicted model, not a curated record
CCUCGAAAAUACAAGUUGUGCUAGUCAGCCAGUCGACGUCAAACCAAAAUGGCGCUUCGAGCAGGUUUUACUUUUGUCAAAUUAAAUUCACUGCGACAAGCCACUAGGCUUCUAUCAACACACACGAGACCUGAUGUGUGUCAAAAUGGAGGAAUUUCCGAAUUUCCGGGAGCUAAAGCACCCUACGUGAAUGAAAUAAAGUUUCUAAACGAGAACAGUUACGACCCCAUCCCUAUCUAUCGAGUGAUGGACAGCAAUGGGCGAGUUAUCGAUAGUAGGGAGGAGCCGAAUAUCGAUAAAGAAAUACUAAUCAAUAUGUACAAAAAUAUGAUCCAGUUAAAUCAAAUGGAUAAAAUUCUAUAUGAAUCGCAAAGACAAGGUCGCAUUUCCUUCUACAUGACGAAUUACGGGGAGGAGGGUAUCCAUAUGGGAAGCGCCGCGGCACUUUCCCCCCGAGACUUAGUCUUCGCUCAGUACCGCGAGGUCGGGGUACUCCUGCACCGCGGCAUCACCGUCUCCGAGCUGGUGAAUCAGUGCUACGGCAACUGUGAGGACCCUGGCAAGGGACGGCAGAUGCCGGUGCACUAUGGCAGCAAGCAACACAAUAUUGUGACUAUAUCCAGUCCUUUGGCAACUCAGCUGCCCCAGGCGGUGGGCGCAGCGUAUGCACUCAAGCGCAUGCCCAACAAUGACCGCUGCGUCAUCUGCUACUUCGGAGAGGGCGCAGCCUCCGAGGGAGACGCCCACGCUGCGUUCAACUUCGCCGCGACCCUUGACUGUCCCAUUAUCCUUAUGUGUAGAAACAACGGGUACGCGAUCUCCACCCCUUCAUGUGAGCAGUACAAAGGUGACGGUAUAGCAGCUCGGGGACCAGCCUUCGGUCUGCACACCAUCCGAGUAGACGGCACCGACACGCUGGCGGUAUACCGCGCGGUGACCAGCGCGAGAGAACUCGCACUCAGUAACAAGCCCGUGCUCGUCGAGGCCAUGUCUUACAGAGUAGGACAUCAUUCAACUUCAGAUGACAGCAGUGCGUAUCGAUCAGUCGAUGAAAUACAAAAGUGGGCGAAAGAUGAAAGUCCAGUGCAUAAACUACGACUUUAUCUCGAAGGCAAAGGAUAUUGGGACGCGGAGGUUGAAACGCAGUUUGUGAAAGAGGCACGAGACACGGUGGUCAGAGCGAUGCAGGACGCAGAGAAGAAGAAGUUGCCCCAUUGGAAGGAAAUGCUAGAAGACGUAUAUUACGAUAUGCCACCAAAACUACAGAAACAAAUGAAACAAAUGGAGAAGCAUCUCGAAAAGUACUCAGAACAUUAUCCGCUCAACAAGUAUUUGAACGAAUAAGUUAUGUUACUUGCAUCAAAUCAAAAAGCAGGAAGUCACGGAAGAAAAGUCUCAUUUUUUACGGUAACUCCAGUGAUUUAAAUUAAUAAAUAAAUUUUGUUUUA